This is a messenger RNA of Camelina sativa (false flax), 492 nucleotides long. RefSeq lists its product as uncharacterized. Lineage: Eukaryota; Viridiplantae; Streptophyta; Magnoliopsida; Brassicales; Brassicaceae. The record is from RefSeq and is a predicted model, not a curated record.
AUGUCUAAUUGGAGUUCUGAUCAUGAGGUUGAUCAAAUGGUAGAGGAGGAAGUUGAUAGUAUAGUGGAAGGGAUUCAGUACAACUACACUCAAAAGGAAGAACCACCAGCUCCAAUAUUCCGACGAUUGCACAUAAAUAGAGACCGCGAAGAAGGCCACACUCGGCUAUGGAAUGAUUAUUUUGGUGAGAAUUCGACUUACACUCACGCUAAGUUCCGCCGUCGCUUUAGAAUGAACAAACCAUUGUUCGAACGCAUAGUCAGUACUAUUGAGAAUGGAGUCCCGUACUUCAGACAAAGACGAUAUGCUACUGGAAGGCUCGGUCUUUCUGCACUUCAAAAAUGUUCUGCAGCUAUACGUAUGAUGGCAUACGGAUGUUCGGCAGAUGCGGUGGAUGAAUAUUUACGACUAGCUGAAACAACCGCACACAAAUGCCUUAAAAAUUUUGUAGACGGAGUUAUCCAUCUAUUUGGAGACGUUUAUCUCAGAUGA